Molecule: messenger RNA, 599 nt
Organism: Lacerta agilis (Sand lizard)
Lineage: Eukaryota; Metazoa; Chordata; Lepidosauria; Squamata; Lacertidae
Gene: PVALEF
Product: parvalbumin like EF-hand containing
Exons: 5
Coding region: 27-431 (134 amino acids)
Cellular component (GO): nucleus; cytoplasm
Molecular function (GO): calcium ion binding
Source: RefSeq, a predicted model, not a curated record
GGAAAUUCUGUGGGAGCAACAACGGUAUGGCGGACGAUUUUACUUGCCAAGUCAAGAAGAUGGCCUUGGCCAUGGGGGCAACCCUGACUGACAAGGAUAUUGACCUGCUGCCUUCAGACAUGAGGCAUCAUGCUUCAUUCAACUACACCAAGUUCUUUGACUACAUGCGGAAGUUUCUGACAUCAGACGACCGGGAGAUACACUUGCGAAAGGCCUUCCAAGUGCUUGACAAGGAUGGGAGUGGAUUCAUUGAGUGGAAUGAAAUAAAGUACAUCUUACAAACAGUGCCCAGCAAUAUUCCAGUGGUGCCCUUAUCAGAUGAAGAGGCUGAAGCCAUUAUCCAAGCAGCUGACACAGAUGGGGACGGCCGGAUUGAUUUUGAAGAGUUUUCAGAUAUGGUCACAAAGGAAAAGGUUCCAAAGAAAAAGUAGAAGAGACCAAGAAGAACGGCCUCCCAUUUCCCUACGCAAGAAUGCUGUGCUGGGGGUGGGACGAUGGAACUUACCUGUCUAUGAUCAUGUUGCUCUCUUUGAAAGAUCUCUCCCUAUUAUUAAUAUUUUCGCAGGAUGCAGUGGGUAGGUGGGGGAAUCUGCAGCUUG